ACAUCUUAUACAUUCAUAUACAUACUACUGUGUGUAACAACUAAAAUGAAAAAGAAUCGGAAAAGUCCAACUAGGGACGAUCUCAAAGUCAGAAUUCGGACAAGCAUCAUCCCACGAUAGAAAAGCUCGGUCCAUCCUCGGCCCUUCCUCUUUGCCUGCCUGCCUUUCCCGGUCGGCCAUUGAUACGUUGUAUUUUGCUCAAAUUUUUUCGUCUCUGGCUGCCCUCUGUGCCCACUCGGCCAUUGAUGUAGAUAGGACUUCGGAGCUGGAAGGGUUGAGUCUGAACUGGAUCAGGAAUCAGGGAACAUGUCUAAAACGUUGCCGUAUUCGAUGAAAGAUGUGGAUUAUGAUAACGCCAAAUUCCGCCAUCGAUCCCUUCUCAAGACCUUUAUUCAGUCAUCGCUUACAAGUAAUGUGAAGCGGGAGUGUACCAAAUGUAGUACUGGAAAGUUCCUUGUGCUAUUACUGAUUGGUGGAUUAACAUAUCUAAUGAUCACACAUACCAGUACUUCAGUUUCUGUUUCCAGCAAUGCUAAAUCAAACAACAUAGGGACUGAGGAACUAAGCAGUUUACGAAGAUUUUGGAGAAAACCACCAAGGCUUCCUCCUAGAUUAUCACCAGAUGAAAUGAGUAGUAAGAGUGUACCUAAUCGUACUCUUGAGAAAUUAAAUACAAAAAGUAUUUGGAUGGCUAGGCAACAAAAGGUCAAGGAGGCAUUUUUACAUGCAUGGUCUGGAUACAAAACUUAUGCUAUGGGUUAUGAUGAACUUAUGCCUCUAAGCCGUAGGGGGGUUGAUGGUUUAGGAGGUCUAGGAGCAACAGUGGUGGAUGCUUUAGACACAGCCAUGAUAAUGGGAGUUGAAGAAGUAAUUGUUGAUGCAGGUUCAUGGAUCGAAAAACAUCUUCCUGAGAGGAUCAGCGGAAAAGGUCAAGUGAAUUUGUUUGAAACUACUAUUCGUAUUUUAGGCGGCCUUUUGAGUGCUUAUCAUUUGAGCGGGGGGCAAGGGGGAAGUUCGUUGCACAAAGGGCCCAAACCAGUUGUCUAUCUAGAUAAUGCUAGGGAUUUGGCUGAUCGCCUGCUGGUUGCAUUUACAUCAAGUCCCUCUGAUAUUCCAUUCAGUGAUGUGGUUCUACGUGAGCACUCUGCACACCCUGCUCCUGAUGGCAUGAGCAGUACUGCAGAAGUUUCAACUUUGCAGCUGGAAUUUAAUUAUCUUAGUUAUCUAACUGGGAACCCAAAGUAUGGCUUAGAAUCAAUGAAGGUUUUUGAACAUCUGAAGACCCUGUCGAAGGUGGAGGGACUGGUUCCGAUAUACAUAAGCCCUCAUUCAGGUGAAUUCAAUGGAGAGAACAUCAGACUUGGAUCUCGAGGUGACAGCUAUUAUGAGUACCUCAUCAAAGUCUGGCUUCAGCAGAGAGGGAGAAAUUCAACAUACUUGUUUGACAUGUAUGAGGAAGCGAUGAAGGGUGUCAGGCACCGUCUUGUUCGGCAAUCUGUCCCUAAUGGAUUGGUCUUUGUAGGAGAAUUGCCUUAUGGAUCUCAAGGUUCUUUUAGUCCAAAAAUGGAUCACCUGGUAUGUUUCCUGCCUGGUGCCCUUGCACUUGGUGCAACUAAAGGCCUAACCAAAGACAAGGCUGUUAAAGAAAGCAUCCUCACUUUUGAAGACCUAGAGAAUUUGAAGCUUGCAGAAGACUUGACUAAGACAUGUGUGGAAAUGUAUUCAGUAACUUCUACUGGUCUUGCUUCAGAAAUUGUUUACUUCAAUAUAGAGGGAAAUUCUGAAAGUGGUCCUGAUGGUGGAAACAAGAGUUCCAAAUAUGUGCGUGACAUUAUCAUAAAACCAGCUGACAGGCACAAUCUUUUGCGUCCUGAAACAGUUGAAUCAUUGUUCAUCUUGUAUCGCAUUACAGAAGAUCCCAAAUAUCGCGAGUGGGGUUGGCAGAUUUUUGAGGCCUUUGAAAAGCAUACAAAGGUUGAUACUGGUGGUUAUACAUCUUUGGAUGAUGUCACAACAAUACCUCCACAAAGAAGAGACAAGAUGGAGACUUUUUUCUUGGGUGAAACACUGAAGUACUUGUAUUUGUUGUUUGGAGACGAAAGUGUUCUUCCUUUGGAUGAGUUUGUAUUUAAUACUGAAGCUCAUCCAUUUCCAAUCCUUGGCAAUCUUGUAAAGCAAUGAUUCUACAAGAAGCAUAAUGACUGUAAGACCCACAAGUCAUUCUUUGGUGCUCAGACUCAGCUCAUGUGGAAUUCUCUCUGCAUCUAAAAGCAGAUGAAUUUGGCUAUGAUACCGAGACAUAGGACAUACAACUAAUUUCUUCAAUAGCUCAGGUGUAGCUACUUCUGCACCGUUAUAUAUGUAUGGCUUUCUGGAUCAAUUUCAAUUUUGCAAGAUUUUAUACCUCAGUGUAUCAAAUUACACAAUCAAGUAGACCAUUUUUUCCUGUAACUGAGAAGUAAUGAUCAUAUGACUUGUCCAGAGUUUAUAUACAGUCAGGCCCAUAGUUAACAAUUUUGUAAGAUGACGUUAAGCUACAGUUGCUGUGAUUGGAAA
This is a messenger RNA of Coffea eugenioides, 2556 nucleotides long. RefSeq names its product mannosyl-oligosaccharide 1,2-alpha-mannosidase MNS3. The record is from RefSeq and is a predicted model, not a curated record. Gene Ontology annotation, cellular component: membrane; trans-Golgi network; endoplasmic reticulum. The coding region runs from base 307 to 2181 and encodes 624 amino acids. Lineage: Eukaryota; Viridiplantae; Streptophyta; Magnoliopsida; Gentianales; Rubiaceae. Gene Ontology annotation, biological process: N-glycan processing; carbohydrate metabolic process. Gene Ontology annotation, molecular function: mannosyl-oligosaccharide 1,2-alpha-mannosidase activity; calcium ion binding. The transcript has 6 exons.